Paecilomyces variotii is the source of this 2529-nucleotide messenger RNA. Its product is annotated as Zn(II)2Cys6 transcription factor. The coding region runs from base 432 to 2345 and encodes 637 amino acids. Gene Ontology annotation, cellular component: nucleus. Gene Ontology annotation, biological process: DNA-templated transcription; regulation of DNA-templated transcription. The record is from RefSeq and is a predicted model, not a curated record. The transcript is spliced from 7 exons. Gene Ontology annotation, molecular function: zinc ion binding; transcription cis-regulatory region binding; DNA-binding transcription factor activity, RNA polymerase II-specific. Lineage: Eukaryota; Fungi; Ascomycota; Eurotiomycetes; Eurotiales; Thermoascaceae.
UACACUGUACCUGUGGAUAAUGUGCUCUUGACAGUGCUGGGCCAGGGCAGGAUAAUCCGACGCUCUCUUUGUCUUGCUUAGCAGCUAUGAGAUACACGAAAAAUAUUGAGAUAUAUGUAUCAGUGACUUCACAACAGGUUGAGUUAUCCUGUCGCAAGCAAGCAUGAAACUCAAGGAACAUUGAUGGUGUCCUUGUGGACCGGGUACUGGCGGAGUUAAAGCAUGCGUUACUUAACUCCGUCUAGCGUGGCUCGAGCUGUCAAGGCAUGCCAUCCGAGGAUAAGUCAAGGCAAGCUCGUCGAACCAGCCGCAUCGAGCUUGUGAGAAAGAUGCAUCUAAGAUAAUCUGGCGCUGAUUAUCUUUGCAUCGCGGAGUUAAUUCCGAGCUGCUCUCCAUGUCUGCUCAGAGCUGGGAAGAGACACGAAGAUAGAAUGCCUUCGAAAAGAGGAAAAAAGGCCUGCACUGAGUGUAGGCAGCAAAAGGCAAAAUGCGAUGCGUUUCUGAAUCCGGGUCAGCCAUGUUCGCGUUGUCAGAAAGUCAAGGCGCGAUGUAUCAUUUCCGACCCCUUCAAGAGGGAGCAUAAAAGAAAACGACUCUCAGAGCUCGAACAGGAGACGGACGAACUCCGACGUAAGCUGAGAACUUCGGAGGCGCGCAGCAGCAUUUCUUCGCCUAUCGCAAUGUUGACUGCCGCAGCUCAGAUGGAAAAUGUUAUAGGCAGUGGAGAGAAUCAAUCUGCGCUUCCUUCGUCACAGGACUCAUUGGGAUAUAGUCAACCAGCAAUUACACAGCCCGCUUUAUUUCCUCCGUCGAUGCCACUGUCUGUUGACAGCGUAUCAGGAAGUCGAGGAUCUGAUAGAACCCUUCCCAGAACCAUCAAUGGUAUCAAGCUGACGAGUGAUGAGAUUGAUGACAUAUUUCAAUUAUUCUUUCAAGACUAUGCGCAAUGGCUGCCGAUCCUUGAUCCCAAGACAAGCCCAAAUACGUAUUACUCCAAGUCGCCAUUCCUUUUUUGGUCCAUCAUAAGAGCAGCGAGUCGAAGCUACUCCAAAAACCCUACUUUGCUGAAUGCGCUCUCGCGCAGUAUUAUGGAGAUGGGUUUCCUAUCUCUGAUCUCCACAUCGUCGGCAAUGUAUACGAUCAAAGGCUUGCUUAUCCUAUUGUACUGGCCAUUUCCUAGGGAGAACGACGCGAUAGACCCUGCUUUCCCCUUAAGUGGCAUGCUACUGCACCUCGCUAUGCAGAACGGCCUUCAUAUCCCCAUGUCGAGUCACGAGUUUUCGAGAGUGAGAAUCGCUGCUCCAUCUGAGGCUGACCUGACCAAGAGAUCGGAAUUAUGGGCACAGUGUGUGAUAGUAUAUCAACGCACUUGUCUCUCAAAAGGCCAGUCUCCUCGGUCGCUUUCCGACCUAACACCCGAACCGAUUCAGAGCCAUGUGCUGUUUCAGCGUAUAUCACCUUCUUUGGCCCUCGAGCUAAGGUGCCAAGAAACCAUCGUGCGGUGCUGUAACGCUGUUCUUGAGAACGGUGUGCGAGCUUUGUCCCCGGAUCAGGAGCGGGCCUUGGACAUUAUUUUGCGCAUGUUCGAUACCCAGGUGAAGGAGCUGGAGUUGCAAUCUUCGUCAGAUACGGAUAGAUUUCAUAUCUUAAUAUGCCGUCUCCACAUCCAGUCGUUCCAUUUGUUCAAGAACAACCUUUCCGACGAUUUCAUUGCUACGCUAGUUGCAAUCUCCUGUACUGUGUUAGAGAAGAUAGGGGAUCUAGGGAACAAACCAGGGCUUUUGGCUGCCAGUCCUCUCCACAUCGUUUCGGCCGCUGGAAUCGCAGCAUGCUUACUAUUGAGGAUAUUGAAGACCUCAGUUUCUGGAAACAUGGACAUCGAAAGAGCGAAAUCGGCGAUUUUCCUCGGGAUCAACAUUAUGAAGCAGAUUUCCGCGGGCGGGAACGAAACUGCAGGGAAAUUCGUGCUAAUACUGAAUCAACUCUGGAACAGUUCGAAGGCCUUCAGAAAGUCAGAGGGCAGUGAGUAUUCAGGUCUAAGAAUCAGGAGUCGUCUAAGCAUGAGCGUUACAAUUGAUGCGUUCUGGCGGUGGCGUGAUGAAUUUGACACGCAACAUAGAACUCUUUUACUUUCCCAAGAAUCAACUGAGGGUCAGCAUAACACCCAUGAGAACUCUGGCGCCACUAGCCACGACAAUCCAGCCAUCCCUUCAGAAAGCCAGGAGGCUUUUUUCUUAGACGACCAGUUUCUUUCGGAUUUCGAGUGGGCACUCGGUGAUAAUCGUCUCUUUCCUCCUACAGAACCAUGUGGUCCUAUAUGGUCAUCGACCACGAGCGGUUUAUGAUUUUUUUUUUUUUUUUUUUUUGACAAAGGUUGUCACUGGAAGGAAAAUGUACACUUUCUUAUUGAAUAUAUGUAGUGAUCGAUAGUAGCAAUGUCUGAUGGUCUGUAUAUAGCUGUAAUAUCUCAUUUCUGUAUGUUAAUCAGUCAUGAUAUAAUCACAUGCAAAGCAUAUGGAAGCAAGAACA